Messenger RNA from Huiozyma naganishii CBS 8797, 543 nucleotides. RefSeq lists its product as uncharacterized. Gene Ontology annotation, cellular component: mitochondrion. NCBI's taxonomy places the organism in Eukaryota, Fungi, Ascomycota, Saccharomycetes, Saccharomycetales, Saccharomycetaceae. The coding region runs from base 1 to 543 and encodes 180 amino acids. The record is from RefSeq and is a predicted model, not a curated record. The transcript has a single exon. Gene Ontology annotation, molecular function: flavin-dependent sulfhydryl oxidase activity; flavin adenine dinucleotide binding.
AUGUCGGAUGCGCCCAAGAAAACGGAUGUUGGCCCAUCUGGGAGGAAAAUUAUAUAUAAUCCUGAUGGGACAGUCUGUCGGUCCUGUAACACACUAGUGGACUUUCAAUUUGUCACUGGUAAGAUAUCAAAGAAGAAUCCGCCUCCCACGGCCGACAGCGUCCCGAAGAAACCUGUUCCUGCGAGGAAGUUGAUUCCUGGGUCAAGGUCAUAUACACAAAUUCCACCCCCUUCGCCGGAGCAGAUAGGUAGGAGCUCGUGGACAAUGUUGCACGCCAUCGCUGCCAAAUACCCAGAUCAACCUGACGUCGUUCAAAAACAGGAGAUAGGAAGGUUCGUUAAGCUAUUUGGUAAGUUUUACCCUGUGGAGAGUCAGCGAGAUCAAAUAUCCAGUUAUUUGGUCAAGGAUAAACUGAAUGUGGAGAGUAAGCGUCAAUUUGCUGGAUGGCUAAACUCGUUCCACAAUGAAAUUAAUCGGAAGCUGGGAAAAGAGCAGUUCGAUUUCAAAUUCUGGGAAAACCGGUGGGUUAAUGGUUGGGACUGA